UUACAUUGAGUGCAGGCUGUUUCAUCGGUCUGCUAACUACGUUAUCUGUGUACUACAAAAGCGUGGCCACUCCUCAACAUGACCUUUCGAGGAUGCAUGACGUUUUUGGUCUUAAAUUGUUUCAUCCGUCUGGUGUCUAUGAAAGACGAGAAACCUGCCAACAUAUACGAAAUUCCUGACAGAGAGAAAAGCUGCCGUCUAGGGAAGUGGGGUGAAAAUUGUGAAUUUACGUGCGAUCGUAACAACACCUGCAUCAUUAGAGGCAAUUGCAAUAGGAUGGACGGGGCUUGUACUGGUGGUUGUAUUGCUGGAUAUCAACCUCCAUUUUGUAACAAACCGUGCAGUCGAAGGACAUGGGGUAUCAGCUGCUCCACGCCUUGCCCAGAUUCCUGUUUGGACACCUGCGACCGUGAAAAAGGCUUUUGUAUUGGGCGCUGUAAGCCAGGACACCAGUGUUUGAAAAUUUUAGAGUGCGAUGCGCGAACUUGGGGAAUUGAAUGUGAGAAGAAAUGCGGCGAUGGAUGUGUAUUCAAAUGUGAUCGUUUUAACGGCACCUGUCUCGAGGGUUGCCGUGAUCGCAGGUGGGGCGAUGACUGCAGUCGCGCCUGCAGUCCUACCUGCAAUCAAGUCGCCUGUGAAAGAUCAAACGGCACCUGUACUUACGGUUGUGUUUGGGGAUAUCAGGGUCAUACAUGUCAAGAAUGUGUUCCUUGGAAGUGGGGUGACACCUGCGAAAUAGCCUGCAGCCCAAACUGCCUCAAUACUCACUGUGAUAAUGAGACAGGCGCCUGUAUUUAUGGAUGUAUUGACGGAUAUGAGCCUCCACGUUGUUAUGAAGAGUGCGGUAAAGGGUUUUGGGGAGCGAGAUGCGAAGAAAACUGCAGUGCACAUUGUGUAGAAGACACCUGCAACCAUACGGACGGCGAGUGCACGUACGGCUGUGAUCCUGGAUAUAGAGGACCAAAAUGUGUACAUGAAUGUAUAGAAGGGUCCUAUGGGAGAGACUGCUUUGGUGCAUGUUCUGUCUAUUGUUUACGCGACCGAAAAUGCGACCAUGUUAGCGGCUUUUGUAGAAGGGGAUGUGUUCCGGGUUUUGUGCCUCCAUUUUGUAACGACCCCUGCCCCGAUGGUACCUGGGGUCUCGGCUGUUCCAAAACCUGCAGCCCACAUUGCUUAAAGAAGGAUCGCUGCUACGUUAGAGAUGGGGCCUGCAUUGGCAGUUGUGAAGCAGGCUACAGGAUCCCUAACUGCACUGAUGCAUGUAGUGCUGGGACAUGGGGAUAUGGUUGCGAAAUGCUUUGUAGCCCAAAGUGCAUGAACAAAGAAAAAUGCAAUGCUUUAAACGGUACUUGUGAUGGAGGUUGCACCGCAAGCUUCAGGCCACCUGAUUGUAAUCAAGUUUGCCGUAAAGGAACAUGGGGUGAUAACUGCAAAAAUAUAUGCGACCAGAGUUGCCCAAAGGGCAUCUGCAAUCGUAUAAACGGGACAUGCAUUCAAGAGGCGGAUAUCAAGGGAGACCUCAGCGACAUGCUGCUGACAAUGAUGAUACUGAAACAUUUACAGGAACAACGUUGAAACCAUUACAAGCAAUAACAGCAAUUACAACGAAAACAGGCAUUACAAGCAUCAACAACCA
Physella acuta is the source of this 1636-nucleotide messenger RNA. RefSeq names its product multiple epidermal growth factor-like domains protein 10. Gene Ontology annotation, biological process: heterophilic cell-cell adhesion. Gene Ontology annotation, molecular function: scavenger receptor activity. The record is from RefSeq and is a predicted model, not a curated record. NCBI's taxonomy places the organism in Eukaryota, Metazoa, Mollusca, Gastropoda, Physidae.